CCGCCGUCACUACUCCGCACACGCGAUCACCGUGGGGCACGGACACGCUCUUCUCUCUCUCUCUCUCUCUCUUUCUCUCUCUAGCUCUCUCUCUCUUCGAAUGCCUUCUCGCCGCUGCCACCCGCUAUUUUCGCGCGACGCGUGCUCGCUGCCGCACGAUCGGGACGCGUGUGCCCCGUGAGUGUCGCCCCGUGACCGUCGCCGUGAGAGGGUCAGCGAGCGAGUGCACCGGAGGUGCACCCCCCAGUGAAUUGACCCCCGUGCGUCACCGUCGCGCAAUUCGCGAGAGACGUGGAUUAAAAAAAGAGAGAAAAGUGAGAGACUCCAACUGAUGAAAAUUCCGGGACGCGUAUAAUCGAGGACGUGGACGCUGGCGAUUGUUGCUGCGAGUGCUGCGAGUUCUCUUUUCUUUACUCCUUGGAUAUGAACCGCGCGCUCACGCGUCGAAGAGGGUGGAUUGUGUGACGCGAGAAGCCGGAGUGUGUACAGUGCGCCGCAGCGGUUGAUUUUCGUGAUCAUCCCCCUUCUCCAUCCGCCCGCCACCCGCCUGCUACCCGCAGCCGAGAUCACCCGUGCGUUAGCCACACGCAUUGCUUGCCGACGAUCCUCUUCUUCUUCUCUUCUGCAGAGUUGAGUGACACGAUCGCGGCGCCGCAAGAAAUCGGCCUGGUGGAUCAUCAUGGAUUGGACCCGCAGGAUCGGACUGACUGGCGUGUUAUUGCUCUGCCUCGGCUGGAUUGGGGAAACAAACGGCCUGAGGAUGUUGCAGCUGCAAGUGCCGCAGUACGUGGUGCGCGGGAACGAUAUACCUCUCGAUUGCAACUUCAAUCUGGACGGCGAAACGCUGUACUCGGUCAAAUGGUACAAGGAUGGCAACGAGUUCUACCGAUACCUGCCCAAUGAAAAGCCACCUGUUCAGACGUUCAACCACCCGGGUGUCACGGUGAUCAUUCAUGAUUCCACCGAGAAAAGGGUCGUCCUCAGGUCCGUGAACCUCAUGAGCUCGGGACGUUACAGAUGCGAAGUUUCGGCAGAGGCGCCAUCCUUUCAGACUGUUUCCGACCAUUCUGACAUGCUGGUAAUCGCCUUGCCGGAGAAAGGACCCACUAUCACUAUCAAUGGGGACUUACCGGGGAAAUAUCGUUAUCAAGUCGGUGACGUCGUCAGGUACAAUUGCAGUUCAGCCAUGUCGAAGCCAUCUGCCAUACUCAGCUGGUUUAUCAACGGCGAGCCCGCCGACACAGAGUUCUUGAGGGGGCCCCACAUCACCGACGUGAGCGGGGAGGGUCUGGAGACCGUCAUGCUCGGUCUGGAGUUCCGUCUGCGCUCGAAGCACUUCAAGAAGGGAGACUUGAAGAUCAAAUGCCUGGCGACGAUAGCGACCAUAUAUUUGAAAUCGAAUGAGCUCAGCAUAGAGGGUGAGAGGCCCCUGAAGAUGCCGGUAAUGGAGAGCAGGGAGACAAGGGCGCAAGGGCACACGCACGCCGAGCAUAUCCUAGCGAACGGAAGCGCAGCCCUGGUACCGUGCAUCGUCCUGGCGAUUGUCGCGGGACUGCUGCUGCUGCGGUAAAAACCGGAAGUGCACCACCCGCCCUUCGUGCUCAUCCUCCAGGCCUGCGACAACCACCCUCGUGUGACACGAUUUACGUAACAUAAAUUACUCAUGUUGUUUAUAUUUUUUAUAAUUGCAAGUAGCGGCGUUAGGAAUAAUCGUAAUAAUCGUAGACAGACGACACACUAUCGAUACGUUAGACCUUACUGGGAAGGGGAGGGGAGGAAAGAAAGGAAGGUUUUGCAAUUGCAGAGGAACGGUGAGAGUUCUUUUGAGGGAUGAAGAGUUUAUCGGAGAGCUGCGCGGCGACUUGGUCGUUUAAUUUCCGCACAUCACACGGAUCACGCGAGCCCUCGCGCGAGAACCGCGUCCCCGUUACGUGCGCAUUCGUCGUUGAAAAUAACGUUACUUACGCGUGCAAUCGGUUCGUUUGGCGCGGAAAAUUCGCAGUCGCUCACCCUUUGCGUCUCUGAGCGGCGAUUUGCGUGUAAAUCGAUUUCUCCAAAUACACGCGGACACACGCGCGCGGUAUCCGCCGGUGCAAAUCGAGGACGCGGCGAGUCCGCAUUUUAUCGAGUUUUCAUUAAGCGCGCCCUGUGUCUGAAUCAUAGGGGCGAUGGAGUACAAGUGCACUUUAUUCGGUUGCAAAGCAAUACAAUUAACGAUUUUAAAUGUAGAAAAUUCCCCGCAGAUUCUCGCGUCGCGUCGCAUGCUAACGCUCGCGAUAUCGAAACAUUUCGAUAGCGCUACUCCGGGGCGAGCAGAAAUUUCAUUUUUACACGUGAUCGAGUGUACUUAUUAAGCGGAAUUUCAAUGUCCAAAAAGAAUGAUGCGCCAAGUGGCCGGCUUUUAUCCCGGAUAAGAUCGCAAUUGUCGGUCGCCGGCGCGCUCGGCACUCCGCUCGGCGAGUACGCGACCCGGACGGGAGGACGUGGGACACGAGAACGCGCACACACGUGAGACCAGGCUGGACUUACACGCCGCGUGUGUAAAUCAAUAAGAUAAAUACGAGAACCCGUAGUUGUACACGGUACACCGAGGGCAGGCAGCGACAGCAACACCGCAAUAAAACAAAUCAUCGUUCCCGUUUCGCCAGCAUCCGCGAAUCCUCUUUACGAUCUAGUCGCUAUAUUAAUCGUGCGUUAACGAGAUAAUGUCUUUAGGGAUAAUCGUACGAGACGUGUGCGUGACUGUAGCGUGCGUUUACCAAAGAUUUUUUCCGACUCUUUCACGCUGUAAGCAUUCCUAAUUGUUACUUAAUCCUGGUGGCACAGUGUGUAGAGAAAUUUCGUAUGUAUUAACCUGCCACACACUCUUUAUCUAUGGUAGAUGUAAGGGCACACUCUGUACAUAUGUAUAUAUUAUAUAAGAUAUACAUAUAUAUAUAUAUAUAUAUAUAAAUGAAAUCGUAAAAGAGCCGGACGAUAUGAUGUAUACACCUCCAAUUUAACGUUUCCGGACGGAAUAUACUAAUACAGAUUUACGGGAAGAGCGGUACCGUUAAUAAAACUCCCUGCGGAAGUAUUUUCUUCAGUAAAUCGCACGAGUCUCUCUCUCGAAAAAUGUGUUGUACAUCGAUCUAAUAAAACCGUAAUGUGU
Molecule: messenger RNA, 3151 nt
Organism: Ooceraea biroi (clonal raider ant)
Lineage: Eukaryota; Metazoa; Arthropoda; Insecta; Hymenoptera; Formicidae
Source: RefSeq, a predicted model, not a curated record